GUAUCCUCACCACUUUACACUGAGGCUGAGACGAGAGCGUGCCAUGGAGGACACCUUCACACAGCUGUCCCUUGCAGAGCACAUGGACUUCAGGAAGCCUCUGCUGGUUUAUUUCAAUGAAAUGGACAUAGAAGACAACGUAAACCAGAAGGACUUCUUCCACCUGGUCUUCCAUGAGGUGGUGUCUGCAGAGUCUGGGAUGUUCAUGUUUAACGACUCUGCCACUCUAGCCUGGUUCUCCUCUACAGCCAUGCCCCCUCUUGAGCACUACUUCCUGUUCGGAGAGCUGUGCGGGCUGGCUCUGUACCACCUCCACGCCGUGUUCCUGCCCUUUCCUCUCGCUCUUUUUAAGAAGCUGCUGGGAGUGUCUCCCUCUCUGGAUGACCUGUGCCAACUUAGCCCCUGCACCGGACAGAGUCUGAGGUGCCUGCUGGAGGAGUACAGUGACGACAUGAUACAAACUCUGGACAUGGACUUCACGAUCCACUGGGACCAGAAGAAGGUGCCUCUGGAUCCACACAGCCCUGACCGCCCAGUGACCGCUCACAAGACAGUUAGAUUCUCCAGACGCCACUAA
Periophthalmus magnuspinnatus is the source of this 577-nucleotide messenger RNA. Its product is annotated as probable E3 ubiquitin-protein ligase HERC6. The transcript is spliced from 6 exons. Bases 44 to 577 code for a protein of 177 amino acids. The record is from RefSeq and is a predicted model, not a curated record. Gene Ontology annotation, biological process: protein ubiquitination; ubiquitin-dependent protein catabolic process. Gene Ontology annotation, molecular function: ubiquitin protein ligase activity. NCBI's taxonomy places the organism in Eukaryota, Metazoa, Chordata, Actinopteri, Gobiiformes, Gobiidae.